CAAGAGAGAGCAGCUAAGGAUAACCGCGAUAGACCUAUCAUAUUGUCAGUAUUUUUCCGAAGCGAAGGAAGCCAAGGAGCAGGAUGGUCUAGCCUCCGAAUCUAAAGACAAAACCACGAAUGUAAUUCCGUUACAUUCGUCAUCGAGCGCGCGCAAAGCCCGCUGAGUUUUUCGCCUCGAAACCCGUCUCCUCUUUGAGAGAUAAGUUCCCAUGCGAUUCUUCAGACUAACAUUCAAGUGUUUCGUAGAUUGUUUUUGAAGGUGCUCUCAAAUUCGGUGUUUUUCUUUGGGGGCAAGUGUCCUUUAUUUUUAUACACCUCAAAUUUAAUAGACAUUUCAUUCUGAUUUCCGUCUCAUCGUUGCGCGUUUGACAUUGCUAUACGAUAAUAGAGAUACAAAUUAGAACUAUUCAAGUGACUUAUCCUACCCUUAAAUUAAAAAGGGCAAAAAAAAAAAAAAAGAUCCUAUUCCCUUAGGAUUGCCCGAAGAAGAACAAAGGACCAUCUUGGGGUCCAGGGAAAUCGACCCGAACGAAUAAAAGAUUAAGAGCGCUGUAUCUAUUGUCCUGAAUCGUCACUGAUCUUUCCACUGAUUUCCUCCUCAGUGUUAGUGGGAAAUUGAGGGUGCAUUGUUUACAAGAGCGUAAUUGGCAUGGAGAAACCUGCAUUCGAAACUGACUGCUGUGCUGUGAACGUGGUCCUCGGGGAGGAGAAAAAGGGUCACCUCAUUCCGAACGGAAACGGGCACCAAGCUGGCGUGAAUGGAAGCCUCAUUGGUGGAGCUGAAGGUACAGGAUGCGGAGCCGCACCUGGCACGAUGUCGUCAGUGGAGAAGCCAGUGCCAGGGUAUCCCGAACGAGAGCAAUGGACCAGACAGAUGGAUUUUAUCAUGUCCUGCGUUGGCUUCGCUGUAGGGCUGGGAAACGUCUGGCGCUUCCCUUACCUAUGCUACAAAAAUGGUGGAGGAGUGUUUCUGAUUCCCUACCUCAUUAUUGGGGUUGUUGGGGGGAUUCCUAUAUUCUUCCUGGAGAUUGCAUUGGGACAGUUUAUGAAGGCUGGCAGCAUCAACGUGUGGAACAUCGCACCUCUAUUUAAAGGACUGGGGUAUGCCUCCAUGGUCAUAGUGUUCUUCUGUAACACCUACUACAUCAUGGUCCUAGCCUGGGCCUUUUACUAUUUCAUCAAGUCCUUCAACGCUACCCUGCCCUGGUCCACCUGUGAUAACCCCUGGAACACACCCAGCUGCAUCGAGAUCUUCCACCAUGAAGACUGUCUGAAUGGCACCAUCGGCAACACUACCUAUGGCAACAUGACAUGUGAGGAGCUGGCAGAUGGGCGUUCUCCCAUUAUUGAAUUCUGGGAGCACAAGGUGCUGAACAUCUCACAAGGGCUGGACUACCCAGGUUCCAUCAACUGGGAGCUGUUGCUGUGUCUUGCGGCAGUGUGGGUGAUGGUCUACUUCUGUGUGUGGAAGGGGGUGAAGUCCACAGGCAAGAUUGUGUAUUUUACUGCCACGUUCCCCUACGUUGUCCUGAUCAUCCUCCUGGUGAGAGGGGUGACUCUUCCUGGUGCCUACGAUGGAAUCAUGUACUACAUCAAGCCUGACUGGUCCAAGCUUGGCGAGGCGCAGGUGUGGAUUGAUGCUGGCACACAAAUCUUCUUCUCUUAUGCUAUUGGGCUUGGAGCUCUCACUGCCCUAGGCAGCUACAACAGAUUCAACAAUGACUGCUACAAGGAUGCCUUCAUGCUAGCGCUAAUCAACAGUGGCACCAGUUUCUUUGCUGGCUUUGUGGUGUUCGCUAUUCUGGGCUUCAUGGCAAACGAGCAGGGAGUGGACAUCUCCCAAGUGGCUGAAACAGGUCCUGGCUUGGCCUUCAUUGCAUAUCCUAAAGCUGUGACUCUGAUGCCAAUGCCCCCGGUCUGGGCUGCGCUCUUCUUCUUCAUGUUGCUCGUACUGGGUCUUGACAGUCAGUUUGUUGGAGUGGAAGGUUUUGUAACUGGGAUUCUAGAUCUCUUUCCUGGAAAGUAUUACAUGCGCUACAAGCGUGAAAUCUCUGUGGCAAUCUGCUGUUUAAUGUGCUUUAUUAUAGAUCUCUCCAUGGUUACACAGGGAGGGAUGUAUGUCUUCCAGCUUUUUGAUUAUUACUCCGCCAGCGGUAUGACCCUGUUAUGGCAAGCAUUCUGGGAAUGCAUAGUUGUCAGCUGGGUCUACGGUGCUGACAGGUUCAUGGAUGACAUUGCUCGUAUGAUUGGUUACCGGCCUUUUCCUUGGAUGAAGUGGUGCUGGUCAUUUAUCACUCCAUGUGUUUGCAUGGGUAUCUUCCUAUUUCACCUGUUCAACUACAAGCCUCUUACCUACAACAAUACGUAUGUGUACCCAUGGUGGGGCGAGGUGAUUGGUUGGUGUAUGGCUCUGAUGUCCAUGCUCUGUAUCCCUGUCAGCGUGCUGUACAAGCUCUGCAGGGCCACGGGAACCUUCAAGGAGCGUUGGGAGAAGCUGACCAAACCACAAUGGGGUCCCCAUCACCUUGAAUACAUGGCGCCUGAUACUGACGUCAAGAGCCUGGCCUCCCUCUCUGCCAGUACUGAAGACAAGGUUAUCAUCUUUGAAAGUGGUAUGUAGGCUAUAGCCUACAGGAGAGCCUUUGACAUCACUCUAAAGACCAGAUUAUUCUGUGUCUUGACCCUAACCUUGAUAAAUGAUGUAUUAAUUUGGAUUAAUGACACAAUCAAAAAGGAUUCACUCACUAAUUAUGUGCAAUCAAUUUGAGAAUGCAGAUGAUGUACACAGACGGUUCUCUGAACCUAUACAAAAUCAAUUCACAACGGUCUAUUGAACGGUCGAUAAUCUUCACCUGGGAUGUUGAUAAUCAAUGUCCCGAUUGGUCCAUUCUAUAAACUGGUGCCGUGUUGUCUUUGGAGGGGGGAUGUGCUGGGUUGACUCCUAAACUGUCCCUCCCUGUCUGUGACUCUAUCAGGCCAGAGCCAUAGUCUACCUAUGUGUAGCCACCAACUCACCCAGUAUGGCAGAAUUUUUACAGGCUAUCUUUAAGACUGAUAUGGGAUUCCUUGAAAUUACACAUUACUGCAAGACAAAUCAUGUGGUACGGAGGGUUUGUAUAUCAACCUGUGUAGUGCUCCUUUAUAAGAAAUCUUGCAUAAAAAGCUAUUUUGCUAAUUUGAUACAUGAAAAUAUAUGUAUUACACAUUGAGAUAUGAAUAUAUAAUCAAAAGCAUUAGUUCAAUUGAUAUUAUAUCAUAUACUGUAUAUUACACUACAGUUUGUCGAUUUGGCUGAGUUGAUUAUAUAAAAUACAGCAUUUUUCCAAUUGACUUCGAUAUUCUGACUUCUAUAGGCCCCUGAAGCAAUAUAGUUGCCAAACUGUCAAAAUUACCAUCUUUGAUCAUUGAGCUUGUGUAAUGUGUCUUUCAUGGCAACAAUAGACCUCAGAACUUUAGACAUAAACUAAAGAUUGAUUCAAGUGCCAAAUGGAGCAUACUUGUCAUUCUCUUGUUAUUGAUAGAGAAUGGUUUUGGUUGCCAUAUACACUAUCUAUUUUUAUUUGCCUAGAUCAGUCUGAUAUAUAUUGUGUCUUCCGAUUUAACUGUCUGAUGUUUGGGAACAUCUUGAAAGAAAACAAUGCAGCUCUUACUCAUGAAGCAGUUUAGAUGCCAUGAAACAUUGUCAUUGAUAAGAGUGUCUAUAUAUAUAUAUUUUUUAAAAAAUACAAAAAAAGAAUAUCAACGAUAAUCACUGAUUCUAUCUUCUGCACGUCCUAAGAUCACUCUUCUCCAAUUCAAAAAAGGUGACUGGCUGAUAUACAGUGGGGAGAACAAGUGUUUGAUAUACUGCCGAUUUUGCAGGUUUUCCUACUUACAAAGCAUGU
Molecule: messenger RNA, 3886 nt
Organism: Coregonus clupeaformis (lake whitefish)
Lineage: Eukaryota; Metazoa; Chordata; Actinopteri; Salmoniformes; Salmonidae
Gene: slc6a8
Product: solute carrier family 6 member 8
Exons: 13
Coding region: 652-2622 (656 amino acids)
Biological process (GO): sodium ion transmembrane transport
Cellular component (GO): membrane
Source: RefSeq, a predicted model, not a curated record